Molecule: messenger RNA, 972 nt
Organism: Zasmidium cellare ATCC 36951
Lineage: Eukaryota; Fungi; Ascomycota; Dothideomycetes; Mycosphaerellales; Mycosphaerellaceae
Exons: 3
Coding region: 1-972 (323 amino acids)
Molecular function (GO): pyridoxal phosphate binding; molybdenum ion binding; catalytic activity
Source: RefSeq, a predicted model, not a curated record
AUGAGUUCUGGAGAUCGACCCAGCCUGAGCGUGUCUGCGCUCUACAUCUAUCCUAUCAAGUCCCUCCGAGAAAUCUCCAUCAAACAUGCAACGCUUACACCGCAAGGGCUACAAUAUGACAGACGCUUCAUGCUGCGAGAGAUCAAGGAAGAUGGUAGCCGAAAGAAUAUGGGCUGUUAUCAUGUCCCCUUGAUGGCUCGUUUCGUCCCUGAAUUCGCCUCUCUUGAUUCAAAUGGCAAGGUCAACGAUGCCAUUAGAGUGUCCUUCUCUCCAACGUCCCAGGAUACAGAGAACCAGACCGAGAUCUUGAUCCCUUUGGAGCCCGACGUGAGUAAGCUAAAGGAGACGACGAUUGCCAUGCAUGGAAGUCCUUGCACCGGCUACGAAGUUGGGGAGCAGUACAACGAGUGGUUCACAAAAUGUUUCGGCUUCGAUGUCGAGCUCAUCUAUGUUGGCGUGAACCGUCGAACAGUGUUGGGAAACCUCUCUCCCAACGAACAACAGAAAGAAUCGACUACUUCUUCAUGGAUGUCGACCAUCACGAACAGUCUCCCAGGCAUAUCGUCCAUCUCUUCGAAUGCUAACGAACACACCGAGAAUCACCACGAACAAGGCCUCGCCCUCUCGGACGUUGCCGCCGUCCUGGUAGUCUCCCAGACUUCGCUAAACCACGUCAAACGCCUACUCCCCUCAAAUGUCUCUCCAGACAUCCGCAAGUUCCGCCCAAAUAUCGUUAUCGGCGGUUCCUCCGAAGAAUUCGUCGAGGACUUCUGGGCCGAGCUCUCCAUCGGCGAGGACAACAAGAAAGUACUCUUGACGCAGAACUGUAACCGCUGCGUGAGUCUGAAUCUUGACUUCAACAAUGGCAAGUUCGCAGAUGGGCCGGAGGGCAAAGUUCUGGCGGGUUUGGCGAAGGACAGGAGAGUUGAUCCAAAUGCGAAGUGGAGUCCGGUGUUUGGAAGGAGGUGCUGA